GGGGGACGGACGCCGGGGAGGGGGGGGGGGGGGACACGCGGGGACAACCCCACCGGGCCGCCGCCAGCGGGGGGGCCCCGCAGGCCGGCCCGGGCGAUGCUGCGGGCCCCGGGCCCGCUGGGGCCGCCCCCCGCCCGCCUCCUGCUGCCCGAGGCCGCCGCCGCCGCCCUGCGGCUGCUGCCGCCGCUGCCCACCAUGGAGCCGGUGCCGAAGGUGCUGGGGGCGGCGCUGGCCAAGCCCCGGCGCCCCGUCAUCGCCUGCAGCGUCUGCCAGAUCCGCUUCAACUCCGAGAGCCAGGCGGCCGCGCACUACCAGGGCAACCGCCACGCUCGCCGCCUGAAGGGGCUGGAGGCCGCCCGAGCCCGCCGCGGGGGGGACACCCCUGACACCCCCGACCCCCCCGCGCCCGCCCCGGCACCGGAGACGCCCGACCGCCCAGGGGUGGUCCCACUGCCCCCCCAUGACAUCCCCAACACCUGCGUGCCCCUGGGGGGGGUCCUGGUCACCCCCGCGAGCAGCCCCCCGCCCCCGCAGCCCCCGGGGCGCCCGGGCCCCCCUCGCCCCCCACUGCCCCCCCGGCUGUGGCUGCCGAGGGGUGUGGGGGGGCGCGGGGGGGCGCGGGGGGGGGGGGAGGAAGAGGAGGAGGAGAAGGCGAAGGCCAAGCGGCUGCUGUACUGCGCCCUCUGCAAGGUGGCCGUCAACUCCCUGUCCCAGCUGGAGGCGCACAACAAAGGGACGAAGCACAAGACGCUGGUGGAGGCGCGCAGCGGGCUGGGGCCCAUCCGCGCCUUCCCGCGGCUGGGGGGGGCCGCGGGGACCCCCCCGGCCGAGGCCCCCGAGCGCUCCUUCCACUGCCAGAUCUGCAACGUCCGCCUCAACUCCGAGCUCCAGCUCAAGCAGCACAUCUCCAGCCGGCGGCACCGGGACGGGGUGGCCGGAAAACCCAACCCGCUGCUGAGCCGCCACAAGAAACCCCGGACCCCCCCGGAGCUGGCGCCGCUGCCCUUCCCCAAGGAGCUGCCGAAGGCGCUGGCUGGGGGGGGGCUGCUGCCGCCCCCCCUGGCCCUGGCGGCCGCCGCUGCUGCCAUGGCCGCCCCCCCGCUGGCCCUGCGCCCCCCCGGCCCCCCCCUCCUGCCCGGGCCCCCCCUGGCACCCGCCCUGCUGCGCCCCGCGCCCGGGCCCCUGCGUCCCGCACACACCCCCCUCCUCUUCUCCCCUUACUGACCCCCCCCCCCCCCCCGGCAACCGUCGCCCGGCAACUGGCACCCGGCAACCACCCGGCAACUGGUACCCGAGCAUCACCGAGCAGCUGUUACCUGGCAACCAGGACCCGGCAAACGUUGCCU
Molecule: messenger RNA, 1346 nt
Organism: Chroicocephalus ridibundus (black-headed gull)
Lineage: Eukaryota; Metazoa; Chordata; Aves; Charadriiformes; Laridae
Gene: ZNF385A
Product: zinc finger protein 385A
Exons: 9
Coding region: 97-1224 (375 amino acids)
Biological process (GO): regulation of cytoplasmic translation; mRNA localization resulting in post-transcriptional regulation of gene expression
Cellular component (GO): nucleus; neuronal cell body
Molecular function (GO): mRNA 3'-UTR binding; zinc ion binding
Source: RefSeq, a predicted model, not a curated record